This is a messenger RNA of Guillardia theta CCMP2712, 1602 nucleotides long. RefSeq lists its product as hypothetical. The transcript has 11 exons. Lineage: Eukaryota; Cryptophyceae; Pyrenomonadales; Geminigeraceae. The coding region runs from base 1 to 1602 and encodes 533 amino acids. The record is from RefSeq and is a predicted model, not a curated record.
AUGAUCGGUAAACCGCGCAUGGCGUUAGAGGGGUCAAUGAACAUGAGGAUAGCUCAGUUGGAUCGAAUGUUCCUUGCGCCGCAGCUGGUUACCGACAUCAACGUGAACAAGGCGGCCAAAGAAGACUCGAUGAGGAAAGCUUACUUGCAAGAGGUUGACCCUCUCAAGGCUCAGAUGAAGGAGACCAUUGUUGUCACACAACAAGUUCAAAUUCAGCGCUCAGAAAUCGCGAAACUGCGGCAAGACUACGAAAAUUGCAGGCAGCAUUGCGCGCUGCUUGAGAGUGAGCAUGAAGAUCAGCUCAAACAGUUCAGGAGCGAGAGAGCAAAACUCCAAGAACAACUUCGAGCCAUGCAAAGACUUGACGAGGAACGAAAUGAGGAGCUGAUUCAUAAUCGCAAGGAAACAUCGAGACUACACGCCAUGGUCGGGAGCCUGCAAGAGAAAGCAGCUAAGCUGGAAUCAAAGUGCUUGGAAACAGCAAGCAGAUCUCACUCCCUCGAGAUGGAACUGAGAGCACAGGUCGCUACUCUGAUGGAAGCGAGGCUGAAGCUGGAGGAUGAGGUACAUACACUGAAGCUAGAACAGGAAACAUGGUCGAUGAAAACAGCAAAUUUCAACAAGGAAGUGAAACGGGUCGCGAUGCUUGAGGCUAAAUUACCAAAGUCUCUUGAGAGGCUUGUGCAAAGGAUGGACGAGUUGAAGCUAGACUUCAAUCUUACAUUUUCAGAAUUGAUCGAGAACGUCACUGGCGAGUUUAAGUUGAUCGUGACGAGCCUUGCAAGGCUAAAGAAGGUCCACAAGCUGCUCUCAGUCUCCCUGCAGCGCAAGGUCCACAUCUUUCGGAACAUGGCGAUGGAAGCAGACAAGCGUUGUUUGCUCGAGAAGGAAUGUGCGAGACUGCGAGGCGAGCUGAGCAAGGAGAGUGAGAUUUGCCACAAGGCUCUUGAAACAGCAGCAGCCCUAGAACGAGAGCUCCAUGACAAGCAGCUCGAGUCAACCGAUCAGCUCCAACACAUGAUUUCCUCCCAGAAGAACAAAUCUCUACAAGACAAGGACUCGAGCCAGAAGCUCAUCGACGAGCUGAGGUCAAGCAUGUCGACUUACGUUGAGUCACAGCACCUCGCCUUGAAAGCUCAAGCCAGGGCUGAAAGAGAAAGAGAUCAGCUGGCUGAUCUUGUUCGUGAUUUGAGCCACAAGGGAUCCUUGGCAGCUGAGAGACUGAGAGAGUCGUCGGAGCAGUUGCAGGCUUUACAAGCAGAUGUUGAGAAGCUGAAGCAAGAAGUCUCUCAACGCGACAUGGCCCUCAAGACGUUGGCCCUCCGUCUCGAAGCCUCGCAAGAGUUGCAGAUACGAGUGCAGACCAGGGGGAACGACAAGCUCUGUCAGACCGACCCGUUCCUGGCGCUAGAGGCAGAAAACAGCAUCUUGAGCACUUCAGAUCGAAUCGCAAGCCUGAUGCAAGAGGUGGAAGAUGCGAGGAGAUGUGAAAGGAAGCUCAAGGAGCAAGUCAGCAGCCUCGAGCACGAUGGGCGAGUUGCUGACAGCAUGAUCGAGCUCCUCUCCGUCCAAGUAGCCAAGUUCCGUCAAGAGAGAGAGUGA